AUAGUUAGACAGAAGGAAAAUAAGAGAGAAAGAGUAAGUUAGUGGCAAAGGGAGAAUAGCUGUAUGCGAGUUUGUGAGAGAGAGGAAGAUGAGGGAGGGAGAAAAAAGAAAGGAAGAAUUUUUUUUUGUUCGUCAAGCCCAGACAAGAAAUGCUUAUUGAGAUGAUCUCCGGUAACAACGAAAGUUAACCUUUCUCCAUUCUCCGGUUGGGUAAGGAAAGAAGAAGAAAAAGAAGUUUAAAGAAAAGGAAGGAGAGAAAAAAACAUCAUCUUAUACCAUCAGGUUUGGAGGUGGAAGAGGAAUCUGAAACAUCAGUAAAAAAAAGUCACAACGAGAUUUGCCAUUCUUUCUUCAUUGGAAUCUUCUUUAUCUACAUCCUCUCAUCAUUUACGUCCAGUGAUCUUGUCAAUAGGUGUGAUCUUCAUCUUAACGUAAACAUUCCCUCUACCAGUUGGUCAUCAAGUUACCAUCCAUGUCACUGUGGACCAUGUCGAGUAUUUUGACAAGUGGACAUCAUCAUCUGUGUUAACCUUCAUGCAUAGUUUGUUUUUGUUUUUGACCUGUUCCAUAUCAACGUCAACAUUAUCCGUGUAUAUUUAUUUCUCCAAAGCUUAAGUUUACCUGUGUAUGUGAAGAGUAAAAAUGGGUAAAAACAAGAGAAGGAUUAUUAUUGUUAGUCUGAAGCUCUAAUUAAAGAAUCUAAGCACGGAUUUCAUGUUCAACAAUGAUCAACCAACCAAUGGUUACUUAUAUGCUUCUAAGUGUCAACAACAAUUGGUUAAACAUAGUUAUACAAUCAUCACCAUUAAUUUAAACAUUCACUUGGAUCUGUACAAACUUUUGUUUGUGUAUUGAAACCAUAAUCAUGUUUAACCUCAUCUUCUCGAUAUCACCAUGUUUUAAUCUGCAAUUGUCACUGUGAAUCCUCGUUUAUAACCUUCUCCAGUGUUUAAUUGUACAGUCACCAUAGAUGAAGUGUAAACAAAUACAUCAUUACCGUAUUCAUCAUCGUAUUAUCAGCAGUGAAUUAAAACAAAAACACAAAAAGUUACAUUGAAAAAAAGCCAAGAAAAGCUAUCAAAAAAGUAAAGAAAGGACAAAAGAAAAUAAAAGGUUAACUGACAUGACCAAUCAUAAAUAAUUGUGGUUCAAGUUUAAAUCUCUAAUUUAUAAGUUUUGUGUGUUAAUUUAAAAUUGGGAAGCUCACCAUAAAUAUUAAAGUUGAACGGCUACCAAAAAGUAACAUCAAACGGGUAAUAAAGAGAGAAAGCUAAAAACAUGAAACAAUUUAAAUCCGAGCCCAUUGAAAUGGAUUACAUCAUUGCCGAGGAAAUUGGCAGUGGCCAAUUUGCAACUGUCCGUCGGUGUAUUGAAAGAUCGUCUGGUAAAGAGUUUGCUGCUAAAUUUGUCCGCAAGAAACGCAUCAUUGGAUCUCGACGAGGCCUUUUACUGGAAGAUAUUGAACGUGAAGUGAACAUUUUAAAGAAACUCAAUCAUGACAAUAUCGUUAAACUGUUCAAUGUUUAUGACAAUGGAAACGAAGUUAUUCUUAUACUCGAGUUAGUUAAAGGUGGCGAGUUAUUUGACUAUUUGGCCGGCAAGGAAGGACUAGAAGAGACUCAAGCAAUUGCAUUUAUUAAACAAAUCCUACUCGGAUUGGACCACAUGCACUCCAAAAAUAUUGUACAUUUAGACUUGAAACCUGAAAAUAUUAUGCUUCUUGACAAGGAAACUCAAAGGUUGAAGUUGAUUGAUUUUGGUUUGUCAAGAGUUGUCAAUACUGGUUCAGAUAUUAGAGAAAUCUUGGGAACACCAGAAUUUGUUGCUCCUGAAAUUAUUAAUUAUGAACCAAUAACAUUGGCAACCGAUUUAUGGAGUGUUGGUGUUAUAACUUAUAACCUGUUAAGUGGAGCAUCACCUUUCCUUGGAGAUACCAAACAAGAAACCUUUGCCAAUAUAACUGCUGUUGAUUAUUUUUUUGACUCAACUCAUUUUAGUGAUUUAGCGCAACAUUUUAUUAGUAAUUUAUUGGUUAAAGAUGGAAGAAAACGAUUGACCGUCGAUCAAUGUUUACAACACGAUUGGAUAAAGCAAAAUGAUUCCUAUUUACUCAGUGAAACUGUGAUACAAUUAGCAAACAAUUAUCAACCUCAACUGAUUAAUAUUAAAGCUCGAAAUAGGUGGAAACUCGCCUAUGAAGUUAUCAAAACUUGUACUCGUUUAGCAAGACCCGCCGGUCAGGAGGAAAAUCACCAUGAAAGUAUCAAUAGUCUUGUGAAUUCAUUUCCAAACGACUUUUACAAUGAAAAACAGCAAGAUGAAAACUUUGUUCUGGCAGCGCUGUUUGGUGCCGUUGAAGAAGGUAAUCUCAAUGGACUCCAAGAGCUUGUUAACAUGUCCAAGAUUGAUAUAAACCAGGCGAAUACGCAUGGAGAAACGGUAGUUCAUAUUGCGGCUGGUUUGGGACAAUUGGAAAUCCUCAAACUUUUAAUCAAAAAAGGUGCUGACUUCACACUAGUCGAUAAUCAUGGUGACAGUGCUAUUUAUUGGGCAGCAAGGCAAGGACACACACAGGUUAUCCGUUAUCUUUAUGAGAAGGGAUUGAAUGUUGAUAGUAAAAAUAAGGCUGGCGAGACUGCAGUCCAUGUAGCUGCACGUUACGGACACGCCGAUGCUAUUGAACAGUUAUGCAAAUGUGGUGCAAACGUUAAUGUGGCGGACGAUCAUGGCGAAACUGCUCUCCAUAUUGCGGUUUGGCAUGGAUUUCCCAGAAUCGUUCAUGUUCUAGGUGAAGUUGGGGCCCACGCAAAUGUUAAAAAUAAGGAGGAUGAAACUGCUCUACAUUGUGCUGCUGCUCGAGGUCACAUUGAAAGUGUCCGUUGUUUACUUGAGAUUGGAGUUGAUUUGAAUCUUCUCGAUAAGAAUGGAUGCACUGCUCUUCAUUUGUCUUUACGUCGUCAUCAUAUCGUUGUGGCGUUGAUGUUGAUCAAUGGAGGAGCUAAUUUUGAGAUCGCUGAUUCCAUUGGAGAAAGGGCAAUCCAUAUUGUUGCUCGAGAAGGUCUCCUCUCUGUUUGUCAAUCUUUAUGUUCACUCAAUUGCUCGGUCAAUGUUUGCAACAAAUCUGGACUCUAUCCUAUUCAUUUGGCUGCUAAAAAUGGUCACAUUGAAAUAGUCCGUACUUUAUGUUUAACAUCAUGUACGAUUGAUCAAAAGAAUCGUGAUGGAAUAACUGCUGAAAUCUCUGCUCUGGCUCAAGGAUACAAGGAUAUUGCUGACCUACUGGUGUCAAUUAAAAACGAAACCAUUCGAUCAGACUAUAUUCAGUCAUUGAUGCCCUCCGGUGAACCUUUAACUCGUGUUAAACUUAAGCUUCUAGGUCACUCAGGAGUUGGCAAGACAACUUUAGUUGAAUCGUUGAAAUGUGGCUAUUUUUCAAGCUGGUUUCGCCGCUCCUCUCGUGGUGUAACAACAGUUGCAGCUUCAGCAGUGGUUGCCUCACUUCCAAGUAUUGGUAAACGUUCAGUUUUAAGCAAAAACUCAAUGUCAUCUUCUAAGUCUAGUCUUGAUGCAUCACCUCCUCUAACUCCAACCACUGCUACUUCAUCUUCAUCCUCUUCUGCUGGAUCAAGUAGUAAUGGCUCAAGUAGUUCUGCCACCAGUGGUAUUGGCAGUAGUACCAGUAGCAUCGCUACUUCUUCAAUCGCUUAUGGUAAUGGUAAACACUCAACUCAUGGCAGCAUUGGUGCAGCUAAUGGAAUUAAUGGUCAUUUCCAUGGGUCAUUUGAAUUUUGUAGUAGCCUACAUCAUGAAAACUCUACUCGAGGAAUAGAUGUUUCAACCAUUUCCCCUUCUGGAGUCGGUGAUCUUAGUGUUUGGGACUUUUCAGGCUGUGAAAGCUAUCUCCAAAUUUAUGAUCAUUUUCUUGCAGAAACCAAUUGUGUCCAUGCCAUAUUAUUUCGUGCCUGUGAUCGACUUGAUAUUCAAAUGAACCAAGUCCUGUAUUGGCUUCAUUUCUUGCAAAGUCGUCUCCCCGUUGUAGAGCCUUUAGCUUUUGGAGGUAAAAGCCAAUUUCCAGCCAAAGUUAUCUUGAUUGCAACACAUGCUGAUCUGUUACCCUCUCGGCCAAAUUUCCAUGCCUAUCCAGCAGCUAACAAUUGUUCAUCUACAGCUUCGUCCCCAACCGAUUAUGUGAAUCGAGAAGUAGCCACUGUUUACCAAGUUGUCAUGGAAAAAUUUUCAAACAUUUUCGAUAUUCACGAUCAAGUUCUCAUCAUGGAUUCUCAUGCUGUUGGCUCCCAAGCCAUGAAACAAUUUAAAAAUUACUUGUCCAUUGUCAAGAACAAAAUUUUAGAAAUAUUGCCACCUUCAAGCGGCCUUUUAGAAUCAGUUAUGAGUGCCUUAAAUCAUUGGCGAAAAGCACUAUCAAAUUUCCCCAUUUUAACAUAUAAUCAAUUAGUUUCCAUGAUUCGUGAACAGAUCAAUCCUCUUACAGGAGAGGAACAUGUUAAUCAAAUCGUCCGUCAACUUGUCUCCAUUGGAGAAAUAUUUUACCUCAAAUCAAAAAAUGAUCAAGAUCUUAUUGUUCUAUGUCCCAAAUGGUUAACAUCUACCGUUAUCGGCAAUCUUCUUUGUGAAGAUCAAAUAUUGAAAAGUCCAAUUUCAGGAAGGUACACUGUUGAUGAGAUUCAAGAUCUUUUCCCGUCAAUGGACGCUCUAGAUUUACUUCAAGUAUUAGAGAGUCUAUCUUUAUGCACUCAAUGUGAUUCUGAAGGAGACUUUAUGAGUAAAGGUGAACAUAAAAACAUCGAAUAUGAAUUCCCUUAUUUUAUUAAGCAAGAAAGGCCUGAAAGUCCUUUACUAAUUGCUGAUUCACUGGAGGAACAUCAUCAUCAUCGUGAUCAUCACAUUAAUUCGAGUUCACCUGGGCCACCAGCGGAGGGAUUAGAAUCUAAUAAUCCAAAUAAUACUCUGAUGGCUGGAAUCCGAUUACAAUGUGAUCCUGAUACUCCAUCUGGCACUUUAUUAACCUGCCUAUUCCCUCGACUUCAAACAAUUUUACGAUCUUUGGUCCAAGAGAAUAAUGAUAUCGAUAAUUCCUUGAAAUUGGAACAAUUUUGUAAUACAGUUAAAUUACAUUUUGGACCUUUAACAGCAACCCUUAUGCCCGCCAUACUUUCCUGCUCUUUGCAAUACGAAGCCAUUGAAUUAAGAGUUGUUGGUCCUCGAUCCAAACCUUUAGAUGCUUUCCACUUUUUUUAUGACCUUUUAUCACUCAUUGAAUCUUCGAUCGGUUCUAUGGCUCCAGCGCUUCUCAUCCACCGACAUUACAUGAGUCCUACUGAACUGGCCAAACAUAAGCUUCACCCUUUAACCUAUUCUCCUUCACAAUUAAUUGACGUUGCCCUAAGAUCUUCUCGUCCUCUGGAAGAGUCUUUAUCAUUAACUGAAUCCUCAGUCUUAACAACAUCAUUAAUAUCUUCAGUUUCCUCUUCUUGUUCUUCAUCGGUAUCACCAUCCUCCGAAACUGGUCGAUGCACUGGUGUUGGGGAGAGAUUAGCUGAUGUUAUUAGCUUCGGCUGUAAUAAUCUCAAUUUUGAUAUGGAUUCACCAUCAACAGCAACCACAACAUCAACCAAUAGCGCACCUACAACUUUAGCCACUAAUCUAGCUUUUGCCAAAUCACGAGAUUCCUAUGAGUUUGAGCUUAGACUCAAUCAAACUUCUGGAACUUGUAUUCCAACCGUCCCACCAUCAUCGUCAUCAAUAAAAUCAUCAUCUCCAUCUCACCAUCUUUUUCAACCUCAAUUUUAUCAAUUACCAAUGACAACAUCAAUAAUAUCAUCAUCAGUUAUCUUACCUACAAUUAAUUCAAACUCUUCCUCUGGAUCUUCAGCGGCAACAGCAUUUGGUCCUGUCUCUUUGAAUCCAACACUAGUUGGGGAAUUACAUAUUAACAAUCUUCCAGUGGUUACUAAACAGCGUCUUUGUGCUUUGCUUGAUCCACCUGAAUCCAUGGGUAAAGAUUGGUGUAUGCUCGGAAUUAAAUUAGGUCUAACUGAUAAAUUACCCAAACUAGAUCCUGGUAAUAAUACAGCAAUCAGUCCUACAUGGAGAGUUUUAGAUGAAUGUUGUCGCAAUCCUUCUUGUACCAUAUCAGUUUUGGUUGCUAAACUUCAAGAAUUAUCUAGAUUGGAUGCUGUUAAUUUAGUUCUCAGUUCUGUUCCUAUUCUCAAAGUUUUCCCUCUUUUCUCAAACAUGGACUCAGCUUGCCCACCUCUUAGUGAUGACGCCUCAUCAGCACCCAUAAGCACAGUAACUAGAUCAGCCUCUCAAGCGUCCAGUUCAAAUUUAUCUCGUUGAUAAUAUGGAAUCAAAAUGAAAGCAUUCAAGCUGCAUCAGAUGACAACCUUUAAAAAGUUUCAUGACGCUCUCAAAUCAAAAUUUAAAGUCUUCAUUUUAAUAAGUUUUCGGUGCCUUUUGAUUGUUUUAUAAUUAAAUUUGAUUUAUUAAUAUUAUUAUCAAGAAAUGUAUCAUCAGCUUUGUUACCUGUGACUUAGCACUGACAAACCAAAAGGCUUUUCAAUUUGCCUCACUUCCUAGUCCCUGUAAAAAGAUAAGACCAUAUAACUGUACUAAUUUUACUAAUGUUUUAAUUUUUUCAAAAUCAAAUUGAUUGUUAAUUUUCUCUAUCCUUCAUUAUUUUCCUCUUGAUCCAUAUUUCUGUUUCUCUCCAUCAAUUCAGUUCUUAUUCUCUGGCCUUUUCAUCAUGUCUUUCCAGCCUUUUAAACAAAACAAAUCCCAAUCAUCUCAAACUCUGAUUGAAUAAUUGAUAUUCAAGUGCCAUCUUGAAAUAAAAUUGAUUCUUACACU
This is a messenger RNA of Tetranychus urticae (two-spotted spider mite), 6870 nucleotides long. RefSeq names its product death-associated protein kinase 1. Gene Ontology annotation, biological process: intracellular signal transduction; positive regulation of apoptotic process; protein phosphorylation. The record is from RefSeq and is a predicted model, not a curated record. Gene Ontology annotation, cellular component: nucleus. Gene Ontology annotation, molecular function: protein serine/threonine kinase activity; ATP binding; protein binding. NCBI's taxonomy places the organism in Eukaryota, Metazoa, Arthropoda, Arachnida, Trombidiformes, Tetranychidae.